GGAUGAGAACAUGACGGUGUGUGUCGCAGACUUUGGUCUCUCAAAGAAAAUCUACAGUGGAGAUUAUUACAGACAAGGCUCCGUCUCCAAACUACCAGUGAAGUGGAUCGCUCUGGAGAGUCUGGCUGACAACCUGUACACCACACAGAGCGACGUGUGGGCGUUUGGCGUGACGAUGUGGGAGAUCAUGACUCGUGGUCAGACGCCUUACCCCGGGGUGGAGAACUCUGAGAUCUACGAGUUUCUGAUCAAAGGUGAACGACUGAAGAAACCUCCAGACUGUAGGAACGACAUUUAUGACAUCAUGCACAGCUGCUGGAGUCCGGUUCCUAAAUGUCGUCCCAGUUUCCAACAUCUGGUCAGACAGUUGGAGGCGCUGUGGCACAGCCUGUCCCCUGCCCCCCCACAGAAGGAGCCUCAACUCUACAUUAACCUGGAGGACGAGGAGGGGGAGCCAGGGAGGGAGGGAGGAGGAGCGAGGGAGGCCACAGCGUCCAGUUGGAGUAUUCCCUGGCAGCGGCGGGCGGAGGACGAGGAGAAACACUGGCUGAUGGUGGCGUCCGGGGCAGAGCUCGCCAUCGGAGGAGACUACAGGUACAUCAUCGGGCCCCAUGCGGGCCCCGGGGAGGAGGAGGCUGAGGGAAGAGGGGAUAGGAGGAGGGAGUCGAUGGAUACGUUACAAGAGGAGGUGAGGGACGAAGAUGAUGAUGAUAUUGUCAUCAAUGUCUGACUGACCAAUCGCAGCUCUCCUCCUCCUCUCACCUGAUUGGAUCUGUGCCUGAGCUCAUCAGUCAGCUGAUGAGAAAGGGACGCUCACGUAAUGGCUCUGAGCAGCAGCAGGCGGGUGGAGACUCUUAAAUUAGACUCACACACACGUAGGACACUAAUGAACAUAGAUCUAAACCUGUCCCCACAAAGAUAGAAGUUUUUGUCAGGACAAACGUAAAAUGGAGGAGAAAUUUGACAUUGUGUUUUUGAAGUGGUCAUGCUGGCCUGUCCGUGUUUUAUUUAAAUGAACCUUGUGAUGAGGAUAAUAAACGGGACCUCGUUCACUAGUGAUUGUGUGACCACAGAAACUACAGCAACACAUUCUGUCCACCGACAGAAGCAAACAUGAAUCCACCUGGACCAUGACGUCACUGCGGGACCCAACCAGAUUCAACUGAACCUGACUCAACUCGCCAACAACUAAUUAAUAACUAAUCAAUCCAUCCUCUGAACAUCAGCAGUCAUGUGACACUGUUGGUUUUAUAAACUUAAAGAACUGGCUGGGACCACGGACUGGACUGAUCUGGAGCAGUUUUCUUUAACAUAUCACUGAAUAAUGUGUAAACGUGUUUCACAUGUUUGAAAUGAAGUUAACAACCUGCUGUUUGAAUUUAACCGCUCGGCAUGGUGGGAUAUGAAGGGACAGCAUGUCACAUGUCACGUCCUCACCUUUCUGUCCACCAGAUUGUAGAUAAUAAAGUUUUCUUUGUGUCACGUCG
This is a messenger RNA of Paralichthys olivaceus (Japanese flounder), 1487 nucleotides long. The record is from RefSeq and is a predicted model, not a curated record. NCBI's taxonomy places the organism in Eukaryota, Metazoa, Chordata, Actinopteri, Pleuronectiformes, Paralichthyidae.